Limanda limanda (common dab) is the source of this 669-nucleotide messenger RNA. Its product is annotated as transmembrane protein 17A. The transcript has 4 exons. Gene Ontology annotation, cellular component: ciliary transition zone. Gene Ontology annotation, biological process: non-motile cilium assembly. NCBI's taxonomy places the organism in Eukaryota, Metazoa, Chordata, Actinopteri, Pleuronectiformes, Pleuronectidae. The record is from RefSeq and is a predicted model, not a curated record. Bases 1 to 669 code for a protein of 222 amino acids.
AUGCCUGUGUUUUACUCACCUGUGCCCGAGAACCUGCAGAUGGGUCUGGCCUACAUGGGCGGCUCGGUGUUCACCAACAACCGGACGGCAGACAGCGACUUCACCAGGGAGCAGGAGGACGCAUUGGUGGUGAACGAGCUGGUCUCUCACCUCCCUCUGCAGAUGCUGCUGUACUUCAACAUGUUUUAUUUUCCUUGCUGGUGGUUCUCGGCUGUGUUCAUGCUGGAGGUGAAGUUCUACCAUCUGCCGGGAUACUACCAGGCUCUGCUCAUCACCGGCAUGAUCCUCCUCACAGUCAUCGAAGUGGUGCGACUUUAUCUGGGCUACAUCGGCAACCUUAAAGAAAAGGUGCCAGAGUUGGCCGCCUUCUGGCUCCUGUCUUUCAUGUUCCAGCUGCCCGUGCUGCUGUUCUUCCUGACCGAUGAAGGGAUUCUCAUCCUGCCCCUGGAGAGAGCCGUCCACUCCCUGUACCUCCUCUUCCUCCUCGCCCAGAUCCUGGCCUCCUUCCUGGCGCUCAGGACCAUGACCCGAAAGCUCACCGUCCUCUUCCAUCUGCGGCAGUUUGGCAAAGUGGAGAGCCUCCGCCACGCGGGUUUGAGCCCCGUCCACGGGUUGACGUACCGGCGAAGUGUGCUGCCGGUGUCACCUCACCGGGACAUGUAUGACUGA